AUGGCGUCUCUCACCGCCGAAGGCAGUCAAGAUGUGGUUAUGGCUCAAACCGAAGACAUCGAGCUGUCAGCUGGAGCCUUUGCUCCCCCAAGCCCAGCCAAGAACGACGAGGCGGCAAUGGCAUCUCCCGAGUCUGAGGACAAGGGUGACAAUGAGAGCAUCAAAGUUGUGGUCCCAAUCGAGCACGUGGUGAUCAUGCGUCUCGAUGCCAAAGAAGUUGACAAGUACGAAGAGUCCAAACAUGACGCCUGCUUUGCAAACCACAGCGACAGCGAAGGCCUCCGUAAAGGCCCAUACAUCUGGGAAAAAGAGGGAAGCACCACCACAGAGCAGCUCACCGCCACCUACGCGGUCCCUUUCAAGGCGGUGACCAAGAAGAGGAGCCCCGUUGGUGAUGACGGAUCCCGUCUUUCCCCCGGUGGUCGUCCCAUUCUCCUAUUCAAGUCCACCAUCCCCACCUGCGGCGGCGAGCAUCGCCCUCGCUUCGUCAUGCGAGUCGUCCACGAAGGCCGCAAGAAAAGCAACGGUCAUGUGAUGGAGGGUCCUGCUCCGACCACCAAAGCCCGCGGGUAUGGUGUUGUCAGUCCGAACCCGAUCAACCGACAGAUCCUCAUGCAGAAGCACUUCCACUGGGCUUGCCACCAGCUGAGCCCCUUCCUUUCGCUGCCCAACUCCGUGAAAACAGCUGUCAUCAGACUGCCGUCUUUUUAA
Molecule: messenger RNA, 711 nt
Organism: Podospora pseudopauciseta
Lineage: Eukaryota; Fungi; Ascomycota; Sordariomycetes; Sordariales; Podosporaceae
Exons: 1
Coding region: 1-711 (236 amino acids)
Source: RefSeq, a predicted model, not a curated record